GUCACUGGCCCGACGUUGUCCGGACCGGAAGUGUUCUCUAUACGCUACACGCGCUCAACACGCACGUACGGCCGCGGCGGCGCGUAAAUACAAUACGCGUACAUUAUGACGUACACGUACGAUGUGCACUGUUCGUAAGUGGGCUAAUCGCGUGUACACGGAAAUCUAUCGUACUGGGAAUCGGGGAAUUUCGCUCGAGACGCAGUCGUCGCGUACCUACGGAAAAAAAAUUAAUUUAAUAUAUAUAUUUUUGACCGCGACGACGGUGUGAAAGUGCGGCAAUAGUGUGAUAUCAUAAUCGCACCACGAUAAUAUCUAUUUUCUAUUAUACAUAUAUACAUGUAUAAAAUAUAUUAUUGUACACGAUAUCAUUCACCCAGUGCGUAAGUGUCUAAGAGAUUGUAUAUACGCGUGCCGUGCUUUUUUUUUGCACCCCGCGAGAGUGGUGCGACCGUUUCCGGUCGCAAACGUUUUAAACGCGCGUGCGGAAUCGCAAACGUCCGGUGCCGCAGCUCCUCCGAUCGCACUCGUAUAUCAGUCCACUCGCAGUGGUCUCGCCGCUACCGUUGGUCGGUCGGGAGGAUCGCGUGUUCGCGCUUACGUCGGCGGGCGCGGCGAGGGACUUGUGCGAAAACGAAAAAACAAAUAACGAUUAAGGAGCGGAAGGACGAGCUAGAGAAAGAGAGGGAUAUAUAUAUAAAGAGAGAGAGAGAGAUAGAGAGAGAGAGAUAAAAAGGCGCGAACUUAACGCGGUCAGGCGCGAAUCGUGCGGUAUCACACGCAUCAUGUCUAGGAGGAAACAGGCUACACCUCGUUCGCUCAGACAUGGAAAUCUUGACGCGGAAGAUGUACUCGACGACGAAGAUCUCAUGCCACCGUUAUCUCCUACAGGGUCUGGAAGUACGAAAAGCGAUGAAGACGAGGGAGAUGAGGACGACGAGGAAGAGUGCACCGUUGAUGAUGACGAUGACGACGAAGACGACGACGACGAUUUGCAGUCGGUCAGUUCUACUGAGGGAUCAAACCACAGUCUGCUUUCCGAAGCACUGAGUGGCGCGGGCGAGGCGAGCACCGAAGAGGCAGCUUCGUCGUGGAGUUCGGCCGUAUCGGAGGACCACACGUCGCCGGACAGCUGCGCCACGAGCAACAGCCGGCCCGGUUCCACGGUCGACCACCGACGCGAUCGCCACAGCCGUCCAUCGUCGUACGCAACGGCCGGAGCCGCUGCCGCUGCCGCCGUCGCCGCUGUCACAGCCGCAGCCAACUCCACCGACGCCAACCCAUACGCAUGCCAAUACUGCGACAAGACGUUUCCCCGAGGCAGCUACCUGAAAAAACACGAACAGACUCAUGGAGAAUCAAUGCCGUUCAAGUGUCAAUUCUGCCGGAGGCUGUUCAAACACAAGCGCAGCCGAGACCGGCACGUGAAAUUACACACGGGGGACAAGAAGUACAAGUGUACUCAAUGUGACCAUGCUUUUUCAAGGAGCGAUCACCUGAAGAUCCACAUGAAAACGCACGACAAUCAAAAACCGUUCCAGUGUACGGUUUGCAACAGAGGUUACAGCACGGCGGCCGCGCUAACGUCACACAUGCAGAACCAUCACAAACGGGCUGCGGAACGGGCCAACUCACCGCAGAUAUCCGGCCCCUCGUACAAGUGUCUACAGUGCACUCAGAUAUUCCGUAAACCCGACGAGCUUCAGAAUCACACUGCUACUCAUCAUCUCGGCGAGCAACUGUCGUCCAACUCCCGGAGCUCGAAACGUUCGACACCGCCCAAAACGCCUAACCAGUACAUUUGCAUGUACUGCACCAAAGAAGUGUCCAGCAUGGACGCACUGCAACAGCACUUCCAGACCAAACACUCCGCGAUCGUCAACGGCAAGCCGCAAGAGGACGUCUUCUCGGCCGUACCGCCGGCAGCCGCGUUCCCGUGGCUAAACUUUGCCGAUUCACCAGCCCUGGCACUGCCCCCGUACUCGUGCCGAUUGUGCUUGAGCCAAUUCCCGUCCGUCACUUCGUUACAGAAACACUUUACGACCGCCCACUAUCUGAGUUCCGUCCUCAACAACAACAUACAGAACAACAACAACAACAACAGCAGCAACAGCAACAACAACAACAACACCAACGGCUGCAAAGGCGCAGGUGGCGUGAUGCCCUUGUACAACUGGCCGGUAAUAACCGGGGCGAACGGUUACCACAACCACCUCCAACGACACUCGACGUCGGGCGGUGGUUUGUUGCCCGAAGAAACCGUCCAGACGGGUCCCACAGACUUGUCGCUGUCGUCGUCCAAGCAUGGUGGAGGCGGCGGCAAACACCAUCACUCCUCGUCGGGCAAGCACAAGUCGGCCGACGACCAGCGGAACCACGCGACCAGCAAAAAGUCCCGUUCGUCGCCGAGCCGCGAUCCGUCGGCGGCUGACCAGCGUCACAUAAAACAAGAACGCCACAACGCUUAUGACGGCAAACAUCAGCAGCUGCAAUCGACCGCGGCUCGACCUUCCUCGCAGAUCGGCGUCUCCAGCGUCAACAACAACAACAACAACAGCAUUCACGCCAACAACAACAAGAUCCAAUUGCCGUGUCCGCACUGCCAUCUGACGUUCGCGCACUUCGAAGACUAUCAGCAGCACGUCAUCGGUCACUUUCUCAUGGCCGCCGCCGAGUACUCGUGCCAGGAGUGUUCCACGUCGUUCGCCACGUCCGAACACGUACAGAAACACCUGAUGGAAACUCACGCGCAGAACUUUUACCGGUGCAUGUUGUGCAAAGAAGUGUUCCCGACCAAGUCGGCCCUGAAGGUGCACUUCAGCAUGAACCACGGCAGCGAACACCGGAUGUUCCGCUGCAACAACUGCACGGGGCUGUCCCGGCCGCUGUUCCAAACGGAAAUAGAGUUCAUCGAUCAUCUGCGCAACGCCCAUUAUUCCGCGAGAUCACCUCCGCCGGUCCAAGCGAAUUUGAUGCUUAGGUGUUUGGUAUGCCACGCUACGUUCAACACGCAAUCCGAUAUGGAACAACAUUUAGCUAGUCACUCCAAACAAUUCCAAUGCCAAUUUUGUUCGGAAGCGUUCCACAUCGAGUUCUUGUUGGACAGACACAUACAAACGCAUCACAGUUCGAGUAUUUUAAGUCACCUCAACCGGAACCACAGGGAAUCGCCAAAUUCCAUGUGUACGUCACCCACGUACAUUUCCAGGACGGCGGACGGCGGUAAACAUCCGGCGGAAAACGGCACGAACGCUUGUGAUAUAUGUGAGAAAAAUGAUUUUCGAAACGAAUUGGACUUGAUUGCCCACAAAAGAACAAUGCACCAGGUGAAACCUACGAAUCUUUCGACAAAAGUGAGCUUACAUUGCGCAUAUUGUAACGAAAACUGCAAAUCGAGAACUGAAUUGGAGAACCACAUGAAGACGCAUUCACAACACGGUUCAAACGUCGGAAAACACAAGUGCAAUAUUUGUGACGAAAUUUAUCAGUCCGCAAUCAGCUUAGCCGAACAUAAACUCACUCAUUGCAAGGUCGCUACGAGUACCGUGUGUAGUCACUGCAAAAUGAUCAUUGAUAACGAGGAUCAGUUCCAUCAACAUCUCCAGAAACACUGCAACCCGGCGAACGCGAACAGCGGCCAAGUGGCGUUCCCCACGUCGUGCAUAAUAUGCAGGCAAACGCUCGUUUCAGACAUCGAAGUGAAGGUGCACGUACACUAUCACCUGUCCCGAGUCAAAGAAUCUCCUGCCGUGUGUGGCAACUGCAACCGGUACAAGCGGUCAGCGUCGUCUCCGUGCGACGGCUGCAACCCGACCAGAAACAGUGCGGCGGAACGAUGUCCUGACUGCGGUGCGGCGUUCGACGCUUUCGGCGCUCUGCAACACCACCUGACCACCGUCCACAGGAAACCUUUUCACUGUUUCAAGUGCAAGAUCGGAUUCGAAUCGCAGCAGGAAGCCACGAUUCACCUGGGCACGCACCUGGCCACGCUCAACGGUUCCGUGGACGGCAUCGAGUGCGGCCUUUGCCCGUGCGUGCUGCCCACGACCAACAGUCUCCAGACUCACCUGAUCGAGCACACGUUUGCCGGCUGCAAAGCGUUCACGUGCUACUUGUGUUCGGCCAUAUUCACCGCGCCCACCGGACUGCAGGCGCACAUGACCGUCGACCACUCGGCCGAAACGCCGCCGUACGACUGCCCCAGGCCCGGGUGCCAGGCCAAGUUCUUCUUCACCGCCGAACUGGACAGGCACACGCUCGAGCACCAGGGACAGGACGUCCUGGCCAACAUGAAUUUUUACAAGUACCAAAACAAACUUAUGUCCAUCUGCGAAAAACUGUCGUUCAAGUGUGCCGAGUGCUAUCAGAGCUUUUUGACACAAACCGACUUACAGUGUCACGUGUACGAUCACCAUCGGCAACCACAAACGGAUGCACCGCCUGCGGGAUCGGAAACGAUGGACGUCAAACAGGAAAUGAGCGGAUGCGCGGUUAACGGUAACGCGGAAAAGCGGCCUUUGGACGGAUGCGAACGGACCGAGAAUCCGAUCAAAGUGGAGGAAGAUGGGGACGAAGUGAGCGUGAAAACGGAACAUCGCGAAAGAGACGACGAUGACGAAGAGAUGAUUGACGUGGUAGAGAACAAUCGCGACGAGCCGAAGUCGGGCGAAGACGAAAACGACGUGGAUAUGCAUUGAUAGGGGCUCAAGACGAAAUCGUAAAACAAGCCCAAAUGUUUUUUGUUAUUUUUAAACCAUGUUUCAAUAAAAAAAAUUGUCUCAGAACGUAUUAAGACGAUAAUCGACGGACACGACGACUGUCCCGAACCCGUUUAUUUUAUAAUAUUAUGUUUCGCCGUCAUGAACAUAAUUAUUAUUUUUAUUAUUAUUGUUAUACACACUCGCGAUUGAUACGCAUGAUAUUAGAGUAUAUUGUUUUAAUAAGUAAAUUUGUAUUAUUGUUAUUAUUAUUAUUAGUAGUAGUAGGAUUAUUAUACACGUAAUACGCGGCGUGUUCUGUUUAUAUUAUUAUUAUUAUUAUUAUUAUUGUAAUCGUUGUAUUUAUUGUGAAUAAUGCACAACACAUUUAAAGUUUUAGGUGGUGAAAUAUUAUUAUUAUUAUGACCUCGUUGAGGAAUGAAUUAUUUUCGAAAUAAAUUGUGUUAUCACUACGUUUUCGUACAUAUUAUAUUAAUACUUUUAGCGUUAUUGUUCGUAUUAUACAUUGUAUUAAACGAGUUUUACAUUUUUAACGACACUUAUUAGCUUAUAUUAUUAUUAUUUAAAGUCUUAUAGGAUUUAUGUUUAUGUUGAACGAUUCAUAUAGAUAUUCUGUUGUUUUAUUAUUUUAUUUUUAUUGUACAAAUAUCAUUACAGCUCUAUUAUACUUAUAUAAAAACCACAUGUGUGUAUAUAUACAUAUUAUAUUAUAUAUAUAUAUAAUGAUAAUGUCUUUAAGGGUUAUGGCUAUUUCUUAUGGUUAACAAUAUUUUGUUUUUAUUUUAUUUUAACUUUAAUUGUGAUACUAUUUUAUCAAAACGGUUUUUAUUAUACACACCGUA
Messenger RNA from Aphis gossypii (cotton aphid), 5560 nucleotides. It is a transcript of the gene L, whose product is annotated as zinc finger protein 521. The transcript is spliced from 14 exons. Lineage: Eukaryota; Metazoa; Arthropoda; Insecta; Hemiptera; Aphididae. Bases 786 to 4697 code for a protein of 1303 amino acids. The record is from RefSeq and is a predicted model, not a curated record.